GUCGGGCUCGCUCGGGAAAGCGACGCAAUCGCCGUGCCGAUCAGUUCUAUGUUCACCUCGUGGCCAGAUACCAGUGAUUGCACAAGAUGGACCUGGCACGCGAUGUUAUGAUCAGGAAGGUGACUCAUUUGAGUUUCAUGCCCAAUGUCUUGUCGGUGCUGUUUUCACUCAGAUAUUCUCAUACAUGCACGGUCUAGGGCGUCAAUACGGGUGUGUUCGGACAGGGGAGGCAUAUGUCUUUCUACGUAUUCCAGCAGAUCCCACAAUACUUCAGUUUUCCUUGUGUGUCCCAAAUCAGGACAUGCAGGCAGACUAUGAGAGCCGUCUCCGCCGCACUGCCAUGGGUCAGAUGCUCGCGUUUACCCUUCAAGCACUGGCUGCCGAAUCUCCGUCUCAAGAGUGGCAUGACACAGCGGACGAACAGCUUUCAACUUGGAAUGUUGAAUACCUGGACGUCUUGCGCAAUAUCCCUGAAACAAUUCGCAAGUCACCGCCGUCCUCGAAUUAUCGGUCUUCUCACUGGAAACGAAAACCAAAGACACACGAUAUCCGUUCCGGUGCUUGAAAGUGUAGGCAGUUCCUCGAAUAGUAUUUGGCCACCUUUAUUGGAUCUGAUUUCAAAGCUGAAAUAGC
Molecule: messenger RNA, 633 nt
Organism: Aspergillus candidus
Lineage: Eukaryota; Fungi; Ascomycota; Eurotiomycetes; Eurotiales; Aspergillaceae
Exons: 2
Coding region: 234-632 (132 amino acids)
Source: RefSeq, a predicted model, not a curated record